AUGGAACAGGGCCAGAACUACCAGCAUCACCGGCCGGAGCCGUCGUCGGCCUCCCCCUUGCAGCCUACGGACUCUACACCACAGGACGUUCUCGCCGAGGCGCGCAAGAACUUGCAAGUCUUGAUCGAUUCCGGUCUGUCCAAGGACCUUCUUCACCAGUGGGUCGAUGACAGCCAGUCACUACAGCUUUCGUUUUCGUCACCAACUCCAUCACCCGCUUCGUCGCAGCUGCAGUCGCAACAGCUCGUCGCCGAGCGUCCGCCGUCGCCGCCUCCAUGCCCCUCGCCGCCGCCUCACCUGGCUUCCGGCACCAGUGCGGCAGGAAGAACGCCCACGCUCGCCGUCACCGGUCCCCCCGCCCGGUCGCCGUCGUCGCCGUCGGGGAAUGUCAAGCUCGAGCCGCUGCCGGACGACGUGUCCGAACGAUGGUCCUCCGCUCACCUUGCGGUGAAUGCGCCUUCCGAGAGCCGGGCCUCGAGCACUGUCGGCGAUGCUGACGGUUCCAUCUUCGCCCCUCCCUCUGCGCCCUUCUCCCACUCCCAUCAUCCCAGGAUAUCCGUCUCCUCCGUCAGCUCCGGCUCGUCUGGCCACGCCUCGAUAUGGUCCACCAACUCUGCUCAGUCCUCUUUCUCGUGGAACUCGGGCACGACGGGCGGACGAUCCAUGGCACCCUUGCCGAUCCCCCCGACAACCUCCGGCCUGCCCGUGCUCAACGGCACGCAUGGGCCCGCCACGGCCGUCGGCCCGAGCAGGCAGAACAUAUACUGGUGCACCUCGUGCGAAACCAGCUUCAAGCGAAAGUACGACUGGAAACGGCACGAGGAUGAGUUUCACGAGCGAUGGAGGAAGUAUCCCUGCCCGGAACCGGGCUGCAACCGCAGCUUCUGGGGCUCCAAUUCUUUCAACCAGCACCACAAGCAGUGCCACGGCUGCACAACCUGCCCGCACGCCGAAAAGGUGGUCAAGUUCCUGCGGAAGCGCAAGUAUUGGGCUUGCGGCUUCUGCUCCGCCUUGCACCCUGCCCGCGAACGACACGUCGAGCAUGUCGCCCGCCAUUUCGAGUCGGGCCUCACCAAGGGGGACUGGAUGCACUCUAGGGUCGUCUACGGCCUGCUCCACCAGCCGCUCAUCCACGAGGCGUGGGACGCUCUCGUCGGCGGCAAGCAAGGCGAAUACUCGGGCCGACGACCGCAGUUCAGCUGGCAUCCCAGCAAGACGGGUCGCGCCCAAGGCUUCCUCGAGAAGGAGAACAACGGCCAGCUCCAGGACCUGCUAGAGUUCUUCUCCGGGAACGAGGAGGAGGCGCGCUGGAUCGCCGGCUCGGCCUACGAUCUGGCGGAUGUCGUCCUUACCCUCCAGGCCUCGGCAUCGCCCCAGUUCUCCGCCGUGGCCGCGAUGCCCUCGCAGCAGUUCUCGCCGCAGGACGCGCCCCCCCAAUUUCAGCUGCCGGCACUUCCUUCGCAGCAACCGAUGCUCUCGUCGCCGCGGCUCAGCGGCCAGGGCCCCUUUGCGCCACCCUUUCGAGGCACCAUGUUCGUCCCCUCGCAACAGUUCGCCGCCGUCGCGAGACCCUCGCCAGACUCGGCCGCGCAUUCGCCUCUGACGGCCUCGCAAUCCCCAUUGGCGGCAACGCACUCGCCCAUGGAGCACCAGAAGCCACCACAACUGGCGUCUUCCUCGGCCGCCUCGUCGGACUCCAUGAUGGACUUUGAGUACUCUCCCACGCCCGUCGUCUUCGAGGAUUGGGAGAGUCUCGCCGGUGCCGUCAUCCACAGCGAUCCAAGCACGCAGCCGUCGCAGGGAACCGAGGUGGACUGGAAUAUUCUGCAGUACUUUGGCGACCCCGGCGUCCUAUCAUGA
This is a messenger RNA of Drechmeria coniospora, 1860 nucleotides long. Its product is annotated as zinc finger domain-containing protein. The transcript has a single exon. Gene Ontology annotation, cellular component: chromatin. The record is from RefSeq and is a predicted model, not a curated record. Gene Ontology annotation, molecular function: RNA polymerase II cis-regulatory region sequence-specific DNA binding; DNA-binding transcription factor activity, RNA polymerase II-specific. Gene Ontology annotation, biological process: regulation of transcription by RNA polymerase II. Bases 1 to 1860 code for a protein of 619 amino acids. Lineage: Eukaryota; Fungi; Ascomycota; Sordariomycetes; Hypocreales; Ophiocordycipitaceae.